This is a messenger RNA of Rhipicephalus sanguineus (brown dog tick), 693 nucleotides long. RefSeq lists its product as uncharacterized. NCBI's taxonomy places the organism in Eukaryota, Metazoa, Arthropoda, Arachnida, Ixodida, Ixodidae. The transcript has a single exon. The record is from RefSeq and is a predicted model, not a curated record. Bases 1 to 693 code for a protein of 230 amino acids.
AUGCUUGGAAUGGAGCUAGCGCGCAACUUUGGCAUGUCAGAAAGCCAAGUCAGUCGUGUUUUCACAACAUGGAUCAACUUUCUGGAAAGGGAGCUUUCGCACCUUAACCAUAUACCUUCUCGAGAAGAAAUUAGGGCACAUCUCCCAAAAUCUUUCCGGCAUUUUGAAAAUACUAGGCUUGUUUUAGAUGCCACGGAGGUUAGAAUUCAACGACCAUCAUCACAGAGUGCACAGCGCCAAACGUUCUCUCCCUACAAACAUUUCAACACAUAUAAGGUCCUGAUUGGGUGUACCCCUGAUGGAUAUAUAGCAUUUGCAUCACGUUUGUGGGGAGGGUCUGUGUCGGAUAAGGCUAUUCUGCAGUCCAGUGGGCUUCUGGAUAAAUUGGAUCCUGGCGAUGCAAUUAUGGUUGACAAAGGGUUCACAUUCCCAUACUUGCCGCCUGGACUGACAAUAUACAGGCCUCCAUUUCGAGAACGACACGAAGCGCAAAUGAAUGCGCAAGAUGUAUUAGAAACCAGGCGCAUCGCAUCGGCAAGGGUGCAUGUAGAAAGGGUGAUUGCACGCGUGAAAAGCUAUCGCAUACUGGACCGGCCUUUCCCUAUUUGUAUGAUUGACAUUGCUGAGUCAGUCUUCAAAGUGUGCUGCUACUUAAGCAACUAUCGAAAUGUACUUAUUAAGGACACAGACUAA